Molecule: messenger RNA, 1875 nt
Organism: Suillus bovinus
Lineage: Eukaryota; Fungi; Basidiomycota; Agaricomycetes; Boletales; Suillaceae
Exons: 13
Coding region: 1-1875 (624 amino acids)
Source: RefSeq, a predicted model, not a curated record
AUGACCUCCCUGUCACUCAAGGAGUCCCUGUUGCAGAAACUGUUUAGGUUCAUGAAACAACUCGAACUCUUGAAGUUGUCGACGAUCGUUCUGUACCGCAUUUACCGACAUGUCAUCACAUUCCUCCGUCGGCUACUGCAUGGGAUGUCGCACAAUCAUGAUAACCAUAUACAAGGACAAAGACUCAGUGUCGAUAAAAUAAUGAGAGCUACUCAGCCUGCUGUUCAGGAUACACGGAACCAGAUCUCAGUGACAACACUUGCUGUACGCCCUCCCGAAAGGGAGGAUGCGCCCACCUUUCACCAUUGUGUUGGGAGUUCUUUGUCAUUUCCAUUACCUCAGGUGCCAAUGGAUCAUCAACCUCAUUCUGUUCAGACAAGUCCAGCAGUACCUAAUGUCCGUCGACCAGGGGCAAUUGCUCUUCAAGCAAUGAUUGCAUCACAAAUUGGUAGGUAUAAAAGGAAUAUCGUUCAAAGUAAAGAUUUCCGUGUGUUCGAGAUUAACCCAGGGCCGGAUAAUUUCACGGAAUCAUCAACGCAGGUCGCCAACUGGUUGCAGCUCACUCACCCUGAAGGCGCCCGCUUCUUCUUUAACCCGAAGCAGAGAGUCUUCACCGAUCAGAAUAUUUUAGAGAAUAACCUUGCACUCGAAAUCCUUGCUGCAGCAGAGCAAGCGAAUCAAAUGGCAGCAGAGAAUGGCAGGGUUUGCGCCAACAUGGAACUUGCUAUCGAAAAGUUUCCCGAAGGCGAGUUUGGGUACUAUUUUGUAGAUCAUGAUGCACGGAUUAUCUUCUGGCCUGAGAUUGUCAAAUCUAGGGAACUUAUGAUCCAUGUACGAGGUGUCUCUGACAAAAGUCACAUCAGAUAUGCAUUAGAGGCGCAAUACUGGAAGCAUUGCACCUUGUUUCCAAACAUGCGUGCUCUCCCCAGGCAGGCAGUUGAUUGUUUGCGAGAUAUCAUUGUUUAUGCUCACUCCGAAUCAAUCACGUCUCAAACAUCCCUUUCUCCCUUCGACUUGGAUGAGCUCUCAAACAUACUCAGUGAUGUUGAUCAGGUGAAAGAUAACAUCGAAAAGGUCAACAAACACUCUGUCUGUAUUGUCGCCCGAUACAUGCACAUGUUCUUCCAGGCGAAAUUUGUCAAUUUUUGUGGGCAGCUUGGUGCCCGUCUUGACGCUGACCGAUCGUUAUAUGAAAGUAAUAUCAAGAAGCCAAAGCCCCUCUUCAUUCGUAUUUUGAAUAUUGUCCUGUUCAACUCUCCGAGCAUCCACAGCGAAUCCCUUCAUAAUGUUUGGGUAGACAAUACAGUGGUCAAACCUAGGUGGAAGAAGUUCAUCAGUCAAUUAAAUAGCGAGUGGAACAGCUUCACUAUAUUCUCGACUGUGAUGCUCGCUGUGGAUGUCAGUUUCUUGGCAGUUCCUGGGGUAGACAAUUCCUCUAUUCAGUCAAAGCCAGCAGUAACGAUUGUCGUUUACCUGUCCACGCUUUGUGCAAUGGGCUCGCUCGUGAUAUCUCUUAUCCUAGCGGGUCAGAUUAGCGACAAUAGACGGAACUCGGCUGGCAGUGUGGCAGAAUUCAUUUCCUCUAUGUCCCAAUCACUCCUUGGCAUCGAGAGUCUCGCCUUGAUGCUCAGCCUGCCAUUUGCUCUUCUUAUCUGGGGAAUGAUUUUCUUUGCAAUCGGACUCUCAAUCCUCAUCUUCUAUACUACUGAUAUCGUUGCAUUGAUUGUUGUUAUUCCCAUAUGGGCAGUUGUUCUCCUCCUCUCGACAUGGCCGGUCUUGGCAGCUAAUAACCUUCAUGUCUCGGAUGUUGUUAUGCGAGUUGUGAAGUCCUGCAAAGACAUAAGGCAAUGCAUGGUCAUUGUACAAAGGCGAUGA